Messenger RNA from Triplophysa rosa, 3933 nucleotides. RefSeq lists its product as uncharacterized. The transcript has a single exon. Gene Ontology annotation, biological process: DNA integration; peptidyl-glutamate ADP-deribosylation. The coding region runs from base 635 to 2461 and encodes 608 amino acids. The record is from RefSeq and is a predicted model, not a curated record. Lineage: Eukaryota; Metazoa; Chordata; Actinopteri; Cypriniformes; Nemacheilidae. Gene Ontology annotation, molecular function: nucleic acid binding.
UGGUUUAGCCAAAGUUGUGCACAAAACAUCACACAUUGUAAUGGGCCACCCAUUGACAAUACUCACCACACACUCUAUCAUGUCAUUCGUAAAUUCAGCAUCAUUCACGUUUUCACCACUGAGACAGAGAAGAAUAGCUAAGAUUUUGACCAGCCCCAAUCUCACAUACACACAUGAGGGCAUUAAUAUGGCUGAUCUGAUGGGAGAUGGACAGCCGCAUGAUUGUGCACCCAUCACCGAGAGAGCAUCCAAAGUAAGAGAAGAUCUGUCUGCGGUGCCAUUGACAACCCCACCACCAGUUAUUACAAUGUUCACAGAUGGUUGUUGUUUCAGAGCUGAGGAUGGGAGCCUGAAGGCAGCCUAUGCAGUAGUUGAACAAGUGGGAAGCUCAUUAGUGACAAGGGAUGCAGGGAAGUUAGAAGGAAAACAGUCAGCACAGAGAGCAGAGAUGAUAGCAGUGACAAGAGCCCUGUACUACGCUGGUGAGACUCGUGUGAACAUAUAUUCCGAUUCAGCAUAUGUUGUAACAGCUGUCCAUGUUGAAUUGCCCUUAUGGCAGAGGUGUGGUUUUAUCACAUCCUCAGGUCGACCAAUCACGCAUGCAUGCGAAGCCAGAGACCUUUAAGAGGCUCUGAUGAUACCCACAGAAGUGGCAGUAAUUAAGUGUCCAGGUCACUCCAAAAGUGACUGUCCUAUCACUGAUGGUAACAAUGCAGCCGAUCUAGAUGCCAAAACUGCAGCUGGCUAUGUUGCAACUCAGCAGGUGGUAAGAUCAGAUAGAGCCUGUAGUGAUCUUUUGCCUCGUUUCACUCGAGAAUAUUUGGUCAAAGAACAACAGAAAUCUGCCCCUGAAGAACAAUCAGUCUGGUCACAGCAUGGAGGCAUCUGUGCUAGUGAUGGUCUAUGGCAAGCGCCAGAUGGACGCCCGGCAUUGCCUGUCUCUCUGACCGGUUCAAUGUUAACACAAGCCCAUGGGGUAAGCCAUGUCAGUGACAAACAAAUGAUGAGAGCUCUCGAACAUUGGUGGCAUCCAUUUUUGCAAUCCAUGGUGUCAGGUCAUGUGACGAGUUGUUGUAUCUGUCAGGAACACAAUGUAAAACCUAGCAUCAAACCCAAACGGGGGUGUUUCCCUUUGACAUCUGGUCCAGGGGAAGAAAUUGUGAUUGACUUCACAGACAUGAUUACACGAGUACAUGGCAAACGCUAUGUUUUGGUGAUUGUUGAUUAUUUCACUGGUUGGCCAGAAGCAUAUCCUGUCGGCCGAGAGGACAGUACGGCUGUGAUCAAGUGUUUAAUCAAUCAAUACAUACCACACUAUGGUUUUCCGCGCCGUAUCAGAUCAGAUAACGGUAGCCAUUUUAAAAAUGAACAUCUCAAAGUGGUUGAACAGGCUUUGGGCCUAACACAUGCGUAUGGUACGGUUUACCAUGCGGCCAGCCAAGGUAAGGUUGAACGCCUUAACCUGACAAUUAAACUAAAAUUGGCUAAAAUCUGUGCACAGACUAAAUUGAACUGGCUGUCAGCUUUACCCAUUGCUCUCAUGUCUAUUCGUUCUUCUGUCAACAGGAUCUCAGGCUUUACACCUUUUGAAUUGCUUACAGGUCGUCAAUUUCCAGGACCAACCACGGCGUUGAGAGAGGACACAGUGCAGCCAUUGUCACAUACUGUGUAUUUUGAUAAACUAACAGCUCUGAUUCGAACCUUUUCCCAUCAGGUGACUCCUGUACCAGCGCAACCCGAGGAACUGCCAUCACCAGUCACAACAGACUGGGUCAGGAUCAGAAAAUUCCGCAGAAAGUGGAAUGAACCACGGUGGUCUCAACCUAUACGUGUGACAGCUCGCACCUCACAUUGUGUGCAACUCCAAGGCAAAGGAGAUACUUGGUUCCAUUUAACAUCCUGUGUAGCUUGUGACCCCCCUUCUAGGUCUCUUGCUGACACUGGUUUGGACCUGAGGACUCAGGUCCAAGAGAGGGAGGAUACACAGAGUGACGGUAAAACAGACACUGAAAUUGCCACUGGACAACACCAACAGCUCCAAAUUAUACACAAAACAGGCGACAUUUUCACAAGCCCACACACAGAACCAUUGGCCCAUUGUGUAAGUGCUGACUGUGCAUACGGAGCAGGUAUAGCUAAACAGUUCAAACGGCGAUAUGGUACAGAGAAAGUAAUUGAUCAAAACAAACAACCAGGUGAAUGUGCAGUGACUAAAGAAGAAGACGGCAGAAUUAUUUUUCACCUAAUAACCAAAGAACAAUACACUGAUUUACCAACAUAUGACUGUUUCACAGAAAGCCUAAAACACAUGAGAGAUUGGUGUGUGGCUAAUAGAGUAAGAAGUAUCUCAGUACCCCGGCUGGGGUGUGGUCUAGAUAAACUAGACUUCAAGAAAGUGCAAAAGAUUCUGAGUGAAAUGUUUACGGACGUAGACAUACAAAUAACCAUUUAUUCCUUAUAAUCAAGUUUUCAUUAAUGUGUGAUUUUGAGUGUUUUUCAAUAUUUUUCAUUUUUUCAGGUUUAAAAAGUGUUUUUUAAGAAUGUUUUCUUAUAAGUUUUAGGAUAUUAAGUUUUUAAGAAGUGUUGAUUUUGUAAAGAUAACAAGACAUUACUAGAGAGGGUGAAUACAGCAGCAACAAGAUGAAGCUGUGGGAAAAUUGGAAGUUGUUGUGCGUAUUAGGGAUAAUUGCAGGAACCAUCGUAGGGAUAAUUUUCGGAAUACAGAAAAGUCAGGAAGGUAAUAGCACCACACUGCGAACUAGACACAGAAGAUCAACUGCAUCAACAGACCCAUGUGUAACAAAAUAUGGGGGGCUAGAAUUAAAUUAUGAACAGAAUUCAACCACUUCAUUACAAUUCGAUUUAUGUAAAGUAAUAGACCUUGGGGAAAUGGAAAGCAGUGGUGAUGUCUAUUGUAGUGUCAAUAGGAGUUUUCCUAGCCAUAUUAAUCACCUGUGGGUGUUGUUGUAUUCCCUGUAUUAGAUCACUGUGCAAUAGAUUAAUUGUUACAGCUAUUGAAAAGAAAGAAUCUCCACCCCCAUACAGUAUGCCUUUGUUAUCAAGUGAUCUAGCAGAAGAUGAAGGAGAAGAUGAUGUGUGACCUCUUACGAGGUCAAGAGAGGGUAUUGUGGAAAUAUUUUUCAGAUAAAAGUAUGAUUUAAUUAUCAAUAUAAUCAAUAAGUGUUUUCUUUCAUUAAAUCAUUAAGCUGUGUGCUUUUGUCAUGUGCUUUCUAUUUUACUCAGUGGAAAGUUACUGUGGCAAACGGAGUGAGACAGGAUAAGUGGGGGUUGGAACCAUAAAUUUAACUAAGUCAACACACACACACACACACACAAAGAGUCAUACAGAAAAGAAAUGUUAUGAAUCAAUCCACUGCAUAUGUUUUAAGUAUAAUCAUGAGUUGUGAUGUGUUUUAAUGAAUCAUAGGAUUAAGAAACAACGCUACAUAAUUAAAAGCAUUAGAUGAUUGAGUGUUUUCUUUUUACUAAAAGAAUGUUAAGAAUGUUGGUAUGUUGUCCGGCCACAAGAAACUGUCUCUAGGAGACCACUCCCCAAAAGAAACUGUCUCUAGAGAACAUUCCUCAGGACUGGCGACUGACCACAGGAUGUGAGGCAUGUGUUGUGGGGGGAUGUUGUUUUGCAGGAACUAAGAAAGAAGGAUGGAGUCAGAUAUACGUGGUGCACGGUGAUUGGUGGAAAGGGAGCAGCACUCCUUAAAAGGCAGAGGAGGAGUCAGAAGAUGCGAGCGACGUCACAUACUGAAUAAAUAUGGGUGUUUUUGAAUAAUUUGGGUUGUUGGCUUGUGGUGGAGUGAGGAGAUCGUCUGACAACCCAAAGCUUUGUUACCUUUUUACAUCUGAUAAUAAAACUUCUAUAUAAUUUGGAGAAACGUCUCUUGCAAAUUUUUGAACAUGCAGGACUGCCUCAAAAGU